AAGCGAAGAAGAGCCGUUUCUCUGACGUCAUGUGUGUGUUGCGAACUGGACAGAGGAGGUUGGUGCAAGAUGGCGGGGUCCAAGGUGAAGCAGGACAUGCCUCCUUCAGGAGGUUAUGCUGCGUUUGACUACAAGAGAAAUCUACCAAAAAGAGGACUCUCGGGUUAUAGCAUGUUUGGCAUUGGCAUCGGCGUUAUGAUAUUUGGUUACUGGAGACUGUUCAAGUGGAACCGGGAGAGGAGGCGCUUGCAGAUUGAGGAUUUGGAAGCCAGGAUAGCUCUGUUGCCGCUACUUCAGGCAGAGCAAGACCGCAGGACCUUACGCAUGAUGAGGGAAAAUUUAGAAGAGGAGGCUGUUCUCAUGAAAGACGUUCCAGGCUGGAAGGUCGGCGAGAGCGUAUUUCACACAGAUCGCUGGGUCACCCCGCAGUCCGAGGAGCUCUUCAACCUCAGGCCACAGGAGGAGUUUAUACAGAAGCGCUUUGGCUUCUUGCGGCAUAUGUAAAGCACCCUUUCCCCAACACCUGCCCUAACUAGAGCCUUCACUGAAAGCCUGCCUUGUAAAUGUUCCAAUAUUAAAGACUUUUUUUUUUCUGUAGCUCA
Dunckerocampus dactyliophorus (ringed pipefish) is the source of this 602-nucleotide messenger RNA. It is a transcript of the gene ndufa13, whose product is annotated as NADH:ubiquinone oxidoreductase subunit A13. The coding region runs from base 70 to 504 and encodes 144 amino acids. The transcript is spliced from 5 exons. NCBI's taxonomy places the organism in Eukaryota, Metazoa, Chordata, Actinopteri, Syngnathiformes, Syngnathidae. The record is from RefSeq and is a predicted model, not a curated record.